GCUUGAGGCCGAACUCAGCGCCAUGAGGGCUUGGCGGCACUGGCUGCUGUUGCGUGGGAUGUUGCUUUGGGGUGAUAGUGGAGCCGCUGUCCCGCCUGGGAGAAGCGGAAUCUGGGCAGCUCGGCGCCAGUUAUCUGGCGCUGAGAGGGAUACUCUAAAACAAAGAAGAGCACAAAUCAUGUCCCGAGGACUUCCAAAACAGAAACCCAUAGAAGGUGUUAAACAAGUUAUAGUUGUGGCUUCUGGAAAGGGUGGAGUUGGAAAGUCUACGACAGCAGUGAACCUGGCACUUGCACUGGCAGCAAAUGAUUCGACAAAGACAGUUGGUUUGUUAGAUGCCGAUGUGUAUGGCCCUUCAAUUCCAAAGAUGAUGAAUCUGAAAGGAAACCCAGAAUUAUCUCAAAACAACUUAAUGAGACCUCUUUUGAAUUAUGGUAUUGCUUGUAUGUCUAUGGGCUUCCUGGUUGAGGAGACAGCACCAGUGGUUUGGAGAGGCCUUCUGGUAAUGUCAGCUGUUGAGAAAUUGUUAAGGCAGGUAGAUUGGGGUCAGCUGGACUAUUUAGUAGUUGACAUGCCACCUGGAACAGGAGACGUACAGUUAUCAAUUUCACAGAAUAUUCCCAUUUCAGGUGCAGUGAUUGUCUCCACUCCCCAGGACAUUGCACUGAUGGAUGCACACAAGGGUGCAGAGAUGUUUCGGAAAGUCCAUGUGCCUGUUCUUGGCCUUAUACAAAAUAUGAGUGUUUUCCAGUGUCCAAAAUGUAAAUACAAAACUCCUCUUUUUGGUACUGAUGGUGCCAGGAAACUAGCACGGACCCUUAACCUUGACGUUCUAGGAGACAUUCCUUUACACCUCAGUAUAAGGGAAGCUUCAGACAUAGGCCAGCCAGUUGUGUUCUCACAGCCUGAAAGUGAUGAGGCCAAAGCUUACCUGAGGGUUGCCGUGGAAGUGGUAAGAAGAUUGCCACCACCUCCAGAAUGAUUCCCAAGUGCCCUGGAUAGUGCCUUGAUCAUAGGAGGACCUUUGGAAAUGAGUAGUGUGAUAGGUGGACCCUGUACAAAUUAUAACCAUAAUAGUUUCCUUUUAUUUCUAAGGAAAUAAUACCUUAUUUCAGAUUUGAUUUACUAAGCUAUGACUUGUGUAAUUUGCUUUGGCCGCAUGGGCAUUUGAAUUCAUGACUUUGUGCUUGCUAGGCAAGUAUUCUAUGCACUAGAACCAUACCCAGCCAUCACAAAUACAGUUUUCAAGUAUCCAUGUUAACUGUUAUACUUUGGAUUUUAAAAAAAAAAGCUGCUAUGGAUCAACUACGCCAAACUGCAUUUUAUUUUAUUGAUCACCAUCUUGAGAAAUCACAAUUAUUUGAUGUUAUAAUACCAGUCUGGGAGAAAACUCUUUUGCAGGACCACAGUUGGUCAUGUAAAGAACUUACUAAACUUGUGUAUGGACAUAAAUGUGUCACCUCUCACUGGCAUUUGAAUACUAUGGUCUAGGUUUGAAUAUUAUUAUGGUACCAUGUUAAAUGAGAAUGAACCUAUGCUUCUUCUCUAGAUGGGACUUUACCUCAGCUUUAAUGAAUCUGAAUCUCCAGGGUGGUACUUGGGCAUAUUUUUUUAACAAUGAUUUUGAUGAUGGCUUGGAUUAUAAUGGCAAUAAUGAUAAUAAAUAUUAGUGUUUAUCAAGUA
Messenger RNA from Dipodomys ordii (Ord's kangaroo rat), 1683 nucleotides. It is a transcript of the gene Nubpl, whose product is annotated as nucleotide binding protein-like. The transcript has 11 exons. Gene Ontology annotation, molecular function: ATP binding; ATP-dependent FeS chaperone activity; 4 iron, 4 sulfur cluster binding. NCBI's taxonomy places the organism in Eukaryota, Metazoa, Chordata, Mammalia, Rodentia, Heteromyidae. Bases 23 to 982 code for a protein of 319 amino acids. Gene Ontology annotation, cellular component: mitochondrion. The record is from RefSeq and is a predicted model, not a curated record. Gene Ontology annotation, biological process: iron-sulfur cluster assembly; mitochondrial respiratory chain complex I assembly.